Helianthus annuus (common sunflower) is the source of this 396-nucleotide messenger RNA. RefSeq lists its product as uncharacterized. Bases 1 to 396 code for a protein of 131 amino acids. Lineage: Eukaryota; Viridiplantae; Streptophyta; Magnoliopsida; Asterales; Asteraceae. The record is from RefSeq and is a predicted model, not a curated record. The transcript has a single exon.
AUGCCUAAAUACGCAAAGUUCUUGAAAGAAAUCCUCACAAACCAGCAAAAACUCGAAAGCUUGUCUUGUGUGUUGAUGAAUGAAAUCUGUUCAGCUCUUCUCCAAAAUCGUUUACCUGAGAAGAUGAGAGCUCCGGGCAGUUUUACUCUUCCCUGCCUCAUUGGCAGCAUGUCUGUCAGUCACUCAUUGGCUGACUUAGGAGCAAGCAUAAAGCUUAUGCCUUAUAAGCUUUUUGCUAAAUUAGAUGUGGGUGAACCAUCACCCACUAGAAUGAGCAUUCAACUUGCAGACUGUUCAAUCAAGUAUCCACGUGGAUUCGUAGAAAAUAUGCUUGUUAAAAUUGAUAAAUUCGUAUUUCCCGUGGAUUUUGUUAUAUUAGACAUGGAUGAAGACUAA